Manduca sexta (tobacco hornworm) is the source of this 5747-nucleotide messenger RNA. RefSeq lists its product as uncharacterized. NCBI's taxonomy places the organism in Eukaryota, Metazoa, Arthropoda, Insecta, Lepidoptera, Sphingidae. The transcript has 5 exons. Gene Ontology annotation, molecular function: protein binding. The record is from RefSeq and is a predicted model, not a curated record. The coding region runs from base 189 to 4766 and encodes 1525 amino acids.
GCGCCCGAGCCGCGCCACAGUCCACCGCGCACGCCACCACGGCGCACGCCUCUCGCAUUUCGCGCCAUUUUUACUUUCAAACUAACGCAUUCCGGAUUUGAAAACAAAUUUUAGGAAUGUGAUAUGUGACCUACGUUCGUUCCAAGUGCCAUAAAUUAGUGAUGGAAUAAAAAAGUAUUUUUUAAAAAAUGGGUGUUUAUUUGAAAUUAUUGUUUUUUGUGACCGUUCUUGUGCCGUGUGUUUUUGGUCAAGAGACGGCUUGUUAUGGUGCUGGGAGUGUUGCUGGUGCGGCUAUCGGUGCUUUCUUGGCUGCACUGUUAUUGGUGGCAGCCGCAUAUUAUUUGAGGAAACUUUAUUGGAAAUCGCGCAAAGGAAAGCACUUGGUGUUCUCAACAGACCCGGAGUCAGUGAAGGACGAGUUCGCGUUCGACAACCCAGGGUUCAGGCAGGAGGAGCGACACGCGUGGCAGCAUGAGGCGCCCACACUGCCGCUGGGGGGCAAGACCCCCGCGCUACAUGCCGAGUUCACGAAACCUGAACAGAGCAAGGACGACUCGCAUUUGCAGCGUGCAAGAAUCCGUCACGUAAAGCUAUGGGCGCGAGACUUCACCGGGUUAGGACUGCGGUGUGGAGGCGGCGCGCGAGAGGGCGUGCACAUCCACUCAGUGUUGAGGAGCGGGCCUGCUGCUGCUGCCAGAUUACAACCAGGUGACAGAAUAAAGAGCAUCAAGAUAGAAUUCGUCGGCACCCCGCUGGAGGACGCCGUUAGCAUCCUAUCCCUCGCGUCUCCGUAUCCUGUGGAGUUGGAGGUGAUUGAGGGAGGACGGGCGAGCGGCGCGGGGCGCGGCGUCCAACAUCCGCUGCUGAAGAGGGCUGGGUCUACAGGAGAUGUUAGCACACUCGAAAAAGAAGGGAAACUGCUCCAUCCACCGAAAUCGCCAAACACCUCAAAUUCAAACAAUUCGACAUUAGAAACAAAACAUGGCAAGGGCGGAAUUAAGAAAAUCAUAUCGGAUAAGAUAAUAACCUCUACGCUCGAAAGAAACAAGAAAGAGAAGAAAGAUGGGCUUCCGACGACGUUAGAAAGAGAAAACGAGAAGAAUAGUAAGCUAGUUAAAACAAGACAUUCCGACAUUCCAGCGAAUUUGAAUAAACCCGAGAGGAACAAAAACAGACAUUCCACAGGAAGCGAUAUACAAAUUAUACAACCAGAAAAUGGGGUUACUGCUAUAGAACAUGCAGAAACACAGAAGAAAGAUUACGAUCCAAAACGCGCUAUGAAAUUUGGAAUAAGAGUUCUCCCACCAAACGUACCUGAUGAUGGAGUCUUACGGCAGAAGAGCGUUGAGAAUGGCUCUGUAGCUGUCGAGAAGAAAUCUGUAGACGAAAUCGAUAAGCCUGAACCGCAAAGGCCUGCGCCCACGACACAAAUAAAGCAUGAAAACGAAACAGAAGUCAAAAAGCCAGUCGUCGCUAAGAGACGAGAGAAAAUGGCUCCACCUAUUCCAAAUGCUAGAGUUAAAACGAGUGAGGUAGAAGUCACUUCAGUUAAUACUAGUUUGGAUACAUCAAAAACAUCAGAAGUAUCGCAAACUAGCUUUACAAGAAACGACCUUAACUCAAGUGGAAUAAAGAGAGACGAAAAUGGUAUCCCUCAAGAAUUACCUCAGCAUAUGAUGGACGCAGCCAAAGCCGCACGAAGUAACAGAAAGAGUUCUACAGAUAUUGUGGAAAAAGAAAAAGUUGAAGUUAAGAAAGAAGAAGGUCCUAAGCCAGCAAAGAAAUCGAAAGGUAAAGCGCCUUCGCCACCAGAUCAAGAAAAGAAUAAAACCGAUGACAGCAUAUUGGAACAAUUAAAGAACGUGAAUGACUUCUUAAGUAGUGAGAAACAACAUUCCAGUGUGUUGCACGACUCAUCGUACUCUUCAAACAAAUCUGUCGUUACGCAAAUAAACACAUCAACUCCGAAAGUGAAUAAAAUAAAGAGUUCCAGCUCUUCCCGGAUUGAGGAAUCAAUAAAUUUUAGCCAAGAUGACAUCGAUGAUAUUGUUUCAAGACCUUUUAAGAGGGAAAGCGAUUCCCUCAAUAAUUUCUUUGAAGAUUCCAAAUCUAAUUUGUCUUCUAACCAAGAUGGACAUUCAGUUGUGUCGUUAAAUCAAAGCGACAGGAGUGAAAAAGGAUCUACUACUAUUGAAUUGAACAAUAGUGACAUCACCAUUCAUAGCUCUCCUUUAAAUGAAACGGUUCACUCUGCCUCUGAUGAUGCGUCGGUCUUAGAUGACAAUGAAAGAAAGGCAGCUUCUCUAGGAGAUCUGUCAAGAUUUGAACUAAGAGCCCGCACACAUAAACCUUCUACUGGCACUUUGGAAAGAGCUCAAAGCUUAGACAUAUCUGCCGACGACACCGAAAUAAAUGAAAGUGCCAUAUCGCCUAAAAAACGUAAGGCAAUGUCAGUUGUUGAAUCAACGUUCUUUGAAUCAGGCACUGAGGACAUUUUACCUGAUAUGAUAGACUCUGAUAAAGGUGUCGUGAUCAAACACAAAGAACCUAGAUUAAGUUUGAAUAUAGCAAAAACCUCAGCUAUGGAAGGUUUGAAUACAUUCCAAAGAAAUCGACUAAAGAAAGCCUCUGAAUUUGGCAAUUUAGAAGAUGCCAUCGUUAAAGGAUCUAGUAGUUCAGUAGAUUCUGAGAAAAUCGAUGAGCCCGACAGUAAACACGGUAAAGAGUUUGAAAUGUAUAAAGACAGUGACGAUCAUGAAACGUCUGAUCAUUUAGCGAAGAGAAUAAUGGACGAAAACAUGAAGGUACACUUUAAACUCGUGUCGGACUUCGCUAAAUCUACCUCCGAUGGUAGCAAUAUGAGUUCUCUAGAUAGUACCCAAGAAAGCCAACCGACACCAACUAAAACCGAAUCACCUGUCAAAUACGAAGAGAAGUUAUCUUUAAGUUACGAUACAAACAUACCAGACGAUCUGAAAAUGUCUCGCAAUUCUUACGUUAAUAGUUUAGAAAGACCCAAAUCAGAUAUGAUGAAGAAAUUGUUAGCAAAGAACCCCAUACUGAAUGUCCACAUUGAUCAAACUUCGCAUAGAACAGAAGCAACUACUAGCAAAGAAACACCGACACCAAUGACAGAUUCCUUGAAAUCAGCGAUGCAUCAACCAGACAUUGUAAACUUUAAUUUAAAACAAACAGAAAAAUCAAGAGAUUACGAUGAUUUCGUCAGUAAUAUAAGAGUUGGAUCAAAUACUAACAGCCUUAAAUCCAAUAAGAAAUCAUUAGAAACUGUAACAACAGAGUGGUCUGAACCUAAAGAGAGUCAAAGCACGCAUGUUGUUACAAUAACGAAUACUGAGAAAGGCCAACCUGUUGAGGAACAGAAAAGAAAGACGUACACAAAGUCUAUUGAAAUUGGCGAGCCAACAUUGCGGGUCAUGCCACCUGACGUAUUAGAAGGAAUAAGAAGACGUCACGAUGAGCGGGAGAAUAGAACAUUGUAUAUGGAACCAGGCAAUGUCUCUUUAACAAUGACCCAAGAACCUGUACAGAAAACCGUAACGGUAAAUGUUGCAGAAGAUGAAUAUGGAAACAAAGUGAUUACGCAAAACGUUGAGAAGAUAUCAACAAAAUACGUCACAGCCAGAACCGAAGCACCGUUACAGGUAGAACAAAUAAGCUUCGGUAUUUUGAGAAGUCCUGGAGAGAUAGACGAAAUGAAAUUAGAAGAAGGCGAUGUCAAAGAGAUAGAUAAAAGAUUUUUGGACGAAAUUAAACGGCAAAAUCCUAACAUGCACUUCACUACCGACGAACCAUCAUUCACGAGAACAGAAACUAUUCUUCUAAACACUACGGAAAUGGACGAGUCACAGGCGAAGGCUCUAAUGGAGAAACUCAAAAACGAUCCCAAUUUCAUGUCACAAAAAACACCAGAAGAACUAUCGCAACUAGGCAUAAGAAUCAUUCACGAUCUUGAAGACGUCGAGACAGCCAGUAAGGAUGCAGUGGAGCUAACAAAAACGAGAUAUUCAAUAAACCCAACAACGAUAACAGAUGUUCAAAAGCAAUGUCAAAUAGAGAGUUCAGUACAAGAAGCACCAAAGGACCACGUGACAGAAAUACAGGUAGUGACUCCCCGCACUGAGAAAACAAAACAGAAAUCCGAUUUGAGUAAAGAUAAAGUGUCAAGUCGACAGAGAGCACCUUACGAAGAGCCGCCACUAUCUUACGAACUAGACAUCGAACUACUAAAUGAUUUCAUCUCAAACGAGCGAUAUCAUUCCGCCAAACAGCAGUUAGAUGUUAUGAAACGAACGAAAACGAGUCAAAGCUCAAACGAACCAAAGAAACGUCACUCAGACUUUGAUCUUCCAAGGAACAGUCACAUCAAGUUUAGGACGGCGACGUACGAAUCUCCAAAGGGAACAAUAGUCACAAGCACAGACCUCGAGAACCGUAGGCUUUCGCAACUCGAUCAGAUGCAGUUAAGGUCAGCUGAUCAGUCGGCGGGCCAAAAACCGGUGAUAUCCGCAAAACCGAGCAACAUACCGGUUAAAGCAGAAAAACAAAAAACCGUGGUCAACUACGGUUUCGGAGUGUCAUCCAAAAUACCAAUAUCAACAUCACAAAAGUCGCUAAGUCAAGAGAACUUAACGGAUGUGAAGUUCUCACUACCUCGCUCCCCUCCGCCUCAGUUUAGUAGUUCGGGAAAUAUUUCCAUCACUUCCAUUAAGAGUAGUUCUAGGAGCCCUAGCGGUGGUAAAUUGUAACCUCUUUUGACCAAGAAAAUAUUCAGCCAGUAUGUCGGUUUAUUCGAUAUUAGAGCUUCCAGUAGUCGUAAAAAUAUUUUAUCAACAUAUCGAUACAAUCGAUUGUUCAAAUCGAUUUGUCAAAUAUUUUAUUAAUUUACAAAAUGUAAAAAUACAUUGUAAGCAAUAUUACGGAUAUUGUGUAAUAUCUAUGGGUAUAUUAAGUGUAGACGUAUAGUUAUUCUAAAUGCAUUAAGUGCCAGAAAUAAAAUUAAAAAUUAUAUAGAAUAUAAAUUGUUAUCGUCUACUUAAUAUUCAUGUGUAAAAGUGCCUUUCUAAUUAUAAUGAAUAAAAAAUUAAACAUUUCAUAUAAUUAUAUCUGAUAUAAGAGUUAUUUUCGGGUUGUGAAAGUUGAAUUAGUCUAUUGCAAUAUCUGUCACAAUUAUUUACAACGGAAAUGAGAUAAUGUGAUUUGUAUUGAAUAUAAUUUCUUGAUGUUUGACAUUCCGUCCCAAAAGUAUUACCAUUUCGUAUAAGUGUUAAGUACUUCAACUCGAUUUACACUUUUAUUAUAUUUGUACUUAAAUCAAUAAAUAUUUUGUUUAUUUAUAAAAUAUUAUUUAUGUAAAACAUUUAAAUCCAAUUUAUAAAUUCCCAAUAUUGUAAAGAUGACAUGACUUAUAAAUAAAGACUUAUGACGUAAGUAUAUAAUGAAAAAAAUACAUUAUUGACUUUUACUGAUAGAAACAAAUAUCCAGUCUUCCUGCUUAUAUUUAAAAAAAAACAUGAAAGUGUGAAUCGAACUUCUUAUAAGGUUUGCAGAAAUAUUUCUGGGCCAUCUAUUUAGCAUAGAAUAUAAUAUAGUUGUCAUAUAUUUAUUUAACAGUUAACAUUGUUACAUUUGAGAAUUAACGGUUAAACAUCAAUACGAAUAACAAAUAAUCACAGUUAUACAUAUUGUAUUUUAUUGAUGUAUCAUAAAAUAAAGACGAAUAAAAUGUU